GCUUUCUCUGAGUCAGAUGCGAGUGGAGAGCUUUUGUCAUCCUCCCGCCCCAGCAACUUAGACCCAAGGAACCCGCGCAUAGCCAGUGUUGGGGAGCCAGAGGCGAAGUUGGGGGCCUGGAGUAGGACCUGUGCUCCUGAGCCUUGCUAGGAUAUGCCAGGCCUUGGGGGCCAUAGCUGAGGAGUCGGGGCGGAGCCGCAGGGCCAGGCCUGCCGCUGGGUUGAGUGUGACUCCACGGUCCCUGGGUAGGGGCGUGGGGGACAGCCCUGCAGCUGGCUGGGACCCGGGGCUGGUUUCCUGUCUGGAAGGGAAGGGGCCCCGCCGAGGGGAUCAGGGCCAGCAGCAGCCAGGCACACCCCUGACUUUCUCCCUCUCUCUCUCUCCUCCCUUCUGCUGGAAAAGCGAGGUAAUUGUGAGUCCAGGGUGGGGCGUGCUGGAUGGGGGCCGGCAUUGGAAGGGGUGACCCUGGGGGCUGGGCUGCGUUACGAACUCACCCCUUUGUCCCAUUCCCUGGGCUCAAGUCUCCUCAAGUCCUCACUUCUGUCGCUAACUUUCUCAAACUAAGCCAGAACUCCCUCGGUUGGGUCUGAUCUCCCGACAAGCCUCUGGAUUCCGUAGAAUCAGCAGGAGGCGUCCCUUCCCUGCCCCCUUCCAGCUGUGCCUGCCCCUCACUGCCCUCGCAGCAAGCACAUUCUUAGUCGGCCAGGCCAGGGAUGUGGGCGGGAGCGGGGGAGGGGCCAAAAUGGGAAUGAAAGGGCCUUUUUCUUCCACAGCUGGGAGAACAGCUGCCACCAACUCAAGGCUGGACACUCUGUGCCCAGAGCCCCCUCUGCAGCUGGUCUCUCCUCCCAGGAGCCCCUGCUCAUUCUUACCUCACUUUCUUUCCUCCUCUGCUUGGCUCCUUCCAAGGCCUUAGAACAACACUAGGAGAGAAAAUUUUGUCACAGAAGCCAGAGGGGUCUAACAGGACUGCAGAGGGACAGGGACAGACUCUGCAUUCUGUCCUAGAGCUGGACACCUCUCUCAAGCCCGGGGAGCAGUGGGAGGAGGAACUGUGGGACAGCGUGGUGCCUACCUGGCCUCUCUCUGGGCAGCAAGGGAAGGGGCUCUAGGGGACACAGAGAUGCAGGACAGAUGGCACAUCCUGGAGGACCUCAAUAUGCUCUACAUCCGGCAGAUGGCACUCAGCCUGGAGGACACAGAGUUGCAGAGGAAACUAGAUCAUGAGAUCCGGAUGAGGGAAGGGGCCUGCAAGCUGCUGGCGGCCUGCUCCCAGCGAGAGCAGGCUCUGGAGGCCACCAAGAGCCUGUUGGUGUGCAACAGCCGUAUUCUCAGCUACAUGGGUGAGCUGCAGCGGCGCAAGGAGGCCCAGGUGCUGGAGAAGACAGGCCGGAGACCCUCCGACAGUGUGCCGUCCACUGAGCGCUCCCCUUGCCGUGGACGUGUCUGCAUCUCUGACCUCCGAAUCCCACUCAUGUGGAAGGACACAGAGUAUUUCAAGAACAAAGGCGACCUGCACCGCUGGGCUGUGUUCCUGCUGCUGCAGCUUGGGGAACAGAUUCAGGACACAGAGAUGGUGUUGGUGGACAGGACCCUCACAGACAUCUCCUUUCAGAACAAUGUGCUCUUUGCUGAGGCAGGGCCUGACUUUGAACUGCGGCUGGAGCUGUAUGGGGCCUGUGUGGAGGAGGAGGGAGCCCUAGCUGGUGCCCCCAAGAGGCUUGCCACGAAACUCAGUAGCUCCCUGGGCCGUUCCUCGGGGAAGCGUGUCAGGGCAUCGAUGGACAGUGCUGGGGCCUCCGGGAACAGUCCCAUCCUGCUGCCUACCCCAGCUGUGGGAGGUCCUCGAUAUCACCUCUUGGCCCACACCACGCUUACCUUAGCAGCAGUGCAAGAUGGAUUCCGUACACAUGACCUCACCCUCACCAGUCAUGAGGAGAACCCUGCCUGGCUGCCCCUUUAUGGUAGCGUGUGUUGCCGGCUGGUGGCUCAGCCUCUCUGCAUGACUCAGCCCACUGCAAGUGGUACCCUCAGGGUGCAGCAAGCUGGGGAGCUACAGAGCGGGACACUCGUGCAUGGAGUCCUGAAAGGCACAAACCUCUUUUGUUACUGGACAUCUGAGGAUGCAGACACUGGGCAAGAACCACUCUUCACUAUCAUCGUCAACAAGGAGACUAGGGUCCGGGCAGGGGAGAUGGAGCAGGCCCCAGAGUGGCCUUUCACUCUCAGCAUCAGCAACCGGUAUGGAGAUGAUGAGGUAACAAACACCCUUCAGGUGGAGAGCAGAGAAGCCCUGCAGAACUGGAUGGAGGCGCUGUGGCAGCUCUUCUUUGACAUGAGCCAGUGGAAGCACUGCUGUGAUGAGAUUAUGAAGAUCGAAAUUCCUACACCCCGGAAGCCACCCCAAGCACUGGCCAAGCAGGGAUCCUUAUACCAUGAGAUGGCUAUUGAGCCGCUAGAUGACAUCGCAGCAGUGACAGACAUCCUGGCCCAGCGGGAGGGCACGAGGCUGGAACCGUCCCCACCCUGGCUAGCAAUGUUUACAGACCAGCCUGCCUUGCCUAGCUCCUGCUCGCCUGCCUCAGUGGCCCCAGUCCCUACCUGGACGCAACCCCUGCCCUGGGGAAGACCCCGGACCUUUUCCCUGGAUGCUGCCCCUGCAGACCACUCCCUUGGGCCUUCUCGCUCGGUUGCACCCCUUCCCCCACAGCGAUCCCCACAAUCCCGAGGUUUCUACAGCAAAAGUCAGCUCAGCACAUGGCUCCAGUCCCCAGUGUGAGAGGCACCAGCAACAGGAUCUGGUCAAGAAAGAAAAUGACCCAAGGACAACUGGGCUCUAGGUCCAGCACUGUGGGGCACCAGUUGGCCAGCUUGGGCUCCUCUUCCUCCACUGGACUAGGACGGAAGGCUGGGGAAGGGUAACAGAAACCCCUCCUAAGUUGUGGUUGCCAUGGUACUGAGGGGACCAUUCCUUGAGCUGGCGAGGAUCCCCCUAAGCGCUUCCUGGGAGAAAACUGGAACAACUCUGCCCUACCUCCCUGCACUAACCAGCCUCCAUGGUGGCACUGGAGCACAGGGAGGAAAGCACCUCCCUUGUGACCCCUACAUCAACCAUUAAAGUUAUUUAACAGUUU
Messenger RNA from Arvicanthis niloticus (Nile rat), 3134 nucleotides. The record is from RefSeq and is a predicted model, not a curated record. NCBI's taxonomy places the organism in Eukaryota, Metazoa, Chordata, Mammalia, Rodentia, Muridae.